This is a messenger RNA of Merops nubicus (carmine bee-eater), 372 nucleotides long. It is a transcript of the gene RPL22L1, whose product is annotated as ribosomal protein L22-like 1. Gene Ontology annotation, molecular function: RNA binding; structural constituent of ribosome. Gene Ontology annotation, biological process: cytoplasmic translation. The transcript has 3 exons. The annotation marks the transcript as partial. Lineage: Eukaryota; Metazoa; Chordata; Aves; Coraciiformes; Meropidae. The record is from RefSeq and is a predicted model, not a curated record. Gene Ontology annotation, cellular component: ribosome.
UUGGCAUUUUAGCAAAAGGAGAGAAAAUCUAAAAAGUCGACCUGGAAGUUUUGCCUUGAUUUGACUCAUCCCGUGGAAGAUGGAAUCUUCGAUUCUGGGAAUUUUGAACAGUUCCUGAAGGAGAAGGUUAAGGUCAAUGGAAAAACUGGGAACUUGGGGAACACCGUUCACAUUGAACGUCUGAAGAACAAGAUCACAGUGACAUCCGAGAAGCAAUUUUCUAAAAGGUACCUGAAAUACCUCACGAAGAAGUACCUGAAGAAGAACAACCUGCGUGACUGGCUGCGUGUGGUGGCCUCCGACAAGGAGACGUACCAGCUCCGCUACUUCCAGAUCAGCCAGGACGAGGAGGGCUCGGAGCCCGAGGAGUGA